CUUUCAUCUAGAGAGCUCUCUACAAACACAACUCACAAAUCUUUACUCUCUUUCCGAUCUAAAAUACAUUUGUCCUUAAAAAACAUGAUGAACACAAAGAAGCUCAUCAAGAUGGCCAAGAAAUGGCAACAAAGAGCAGCCCUUCACAGGAGAAGAAUCUCUUUCCACAGAACAAGUAGUAGCAGCUCAACGGUUGUAGAGAAGGGUUGUUUUGUGGUUUACACGGCGGAUCAAAAGCGCUUUGCUUUUCCUUUAAGGUACCUAAGCAACUCUGUUUUCCAAGAGCUCUUGAAGAUCUCUGAAGAAGAGUUUGGCCUCCCAAGCGGUGGACCAAUAACGUUGCCAUUCGAUUCUGUUUUCAUGGAGUAUCUCGUUAAGCUGGUGGAGCUAAAGAUGGAUGGAGAUACAGAAAAGGCUUUGUUAAUGUCAAUAUCCAGUGCUAGAUGCUCUUCUUUAAAUUGUUCUUUAGAACAACAGUUGCUGGUAUUUUAGAAUCUCUAUGCAUCAAAGAUUGUAAAUACGUUUUAUAGUUAGAUUAUACUGGUAUACAAAACAAAAUUUGACUUGCUUUCAACAAACUGAAAUUUACUAAAAUUUCAGUGCUCUGAAUGUUUACUGUCCAAAUUUGGCAGAGAUCAUGAAUACGUUUAUCUUUUUUCAAUAUAACAAGUGAG
Molecule: messenger RNA, 674 nt
Organism: Eruca vesicaria subsp. sativa (arugula)
Lineage: Eukaryota; Viridiplantae; Streptophyta; Magnoliopsida; Brassicales; Brassicaceae
Source: the annotation of a GenBank genome assembly